Messenger RNA from Sitodiplosis mosellana (orange wheat blossom midge), 1970 nucleotides. RefSeq lists its product as uncharacterized. The record is from RefSeq and is a predicted model, not a curated record. Gene Ontology annotation, cellular component: extracellular matrix. NCBI's taxonomy places the organism in Eukaryota, Metazoa, Arthropoda, Insecta, Diptera, Cecidomyiidae. The transcript is spliced from 4 exons. The coding region runs from base 421 to 1680 and encodes 419 amino acids.
UAACGCGUAAACAAGUCAUUUCAAUCACGAAUUGCGAACACUCACUGAUUUGUUGAUGCUGUUGUUGUUUUAUUAACGAUCAAUUAUUAUAUCUAAAUAGAUCAGUUUAUUUACGGAUUUUGUUUUUUUUUUGUCUAUUAAAUCGCGUCAAACGAUUUAGAACGGUGUAUUGUGCGAUAGUUUGCAGUGUUAAGAUCGAUGUUAGUUUGAAUGCAUUCUGCCUUUUCAUUGGGCGAUUGUGACAUAGAGAAUUAACGUGAACGGUGCAUGGGACCCACAUUUUGGAGAUAAUUUUAAUUGCAUUUAGCUGAUUUCAUCGUAUUUAUUAAUGAAUCGUGAUUGAAUUUGAAUCGGCGCCCAAACAAAAAAGAACAAGAACACAAACUGUUAUCGAUUUCACAGUGUGAAGAAUUAUUCGAUAUGUUUCUAAAGGCAUAUUUAACCGUAGUUUUAGCGAAUUUGUUGGCUGGUGUAAUGUCAUUGGUUCCGCAAGCCGAAGACAAACAAGAGCAAGAGACUGAUGCAAGCAUUCUAUCGUAUGCACCGGGAUGGGGCCACCCAGGCUACGCUUUCAGUUAUGGCGUUAAAGACUUGCACACGGGCGAUGUGAAAUCACAAUGGGAAUCGCGAGAUGAAGGCAUUGUAAAGGGUCACUACAGUGUUCUAGAGCCGGACGGUUCAAUUCGUUCCGUUCACUAUACGGCGGAUGGUAAAAAUGGAUUCAAUGCAGUUGUAAAAACACACGGUCCAAAUCAUCAUCCAGUUCAUGAUCCACACGGUGUUGCAGUAGAUGACUCAUCGUCACAAUCGAAAAUCAAUCAUUUCAGUGAAGAUCAAGAGCACAUUGUGUUGAGCUCCGAUUUGAAUCCACAUAAAAAGCCAAUUAUCGAUUUGAAUACGGAUGAAAAAGAGGUGCCAUCGUUGUUCGAAAUCAAACCGGGUGUUGAAAAAUACCUUAACAAACAUGAACGUCCACGCUGGAGCUCGUACACAGAAACUGGUGGCAAUAUUGAACACAUAAGUCAAGGCGGGUAUCAUGCACCGCCGAGACCAUCGCAUUCUGUUCAAUGGAAGAUAAAUGAGCAUGGCCCAAGCGAACCAUUCCGUACCAAUGAAUUUGAUGAUGAUUUCCAACCCAGCUAUCAGUCCAUAGGACGACCGGAAAUCAAACACAAUUCACCAUUCUCAAAGUUUCGGCACAACAACGAUGAAUUUAUCGUGUCGGAAUACGGUCGCAACAAUUUGUACGAUUAUCCAAAACGGCCCGGCUCAAGUACCAGUGUCGAUCUCGAGUAUGAUGCCUUCCCGAGCAAUUAUUACAAUCGAAGACCAUUUAUUGCACGCCAAUCAAAAGACAAUAAAAUCGAUGAAACUGUCAAAAAAUACACGGUGGUCAGCAGCUCAAAAUUGCAACCAGUUUUUGUGAAAAAUCCCACACCCAUCAAUGGUGUCAAUUGCCCGCCGAAUAAUAAAAAUUGUAAUCUUCGACUUCGACCGAAAGCCGAUUACAACAGUUACUUUCGACCGGUCAUCAAGCGAAUCACAACCACAACGUCUGACGAUUCAGAUGAUACUGAACAAAAAGUAGCUUCAUCACGAAUGGUAAAAACACUAUUGCCACCCAGUCCUGGCUAUUUUCCGGUCUAUGCAAACGCCAAUAAAAACUAUGUAAGAGUUUAAUUUAAAAGCAAGCAAACAAACAAAAACAAAAUAAAAAUAGAUUGAAAACCGCUUUUUUAGUAGAUAGUUGGAAUUUUUACAGCAACAAAAUGUGUGUUGUAGACGACAACGUACUCCUUUGAUCAAUGAUCCCUUUCAAUCAAAUUAAUAUAUGUUUUGUGUCACUAAUCGUAAGAAUACUUUAUGGAAUCAAUUUGUAACCAAAUGUUCAAUUUAAAAUACGACUUCGUAACACAAUAUUUAUAAAUCGAAAAAAAAAAUAAAUACUGACGGCAAACAACCGAAACGGU